UGACGUCAUCUCCGUGAACAGGAUUGGCCCUGAAACAGUGUGGGGCCUGGACCGCUGGGUAGGCGCGUCCAGCGGCCUGAGCAGGGGAGGGUAAUGAGGCAGUUACGCCCUUCUCCACAUCUUGGCGGGAGCGUGACGCCCCGCUUCUUCCCUAACGGGGUGUUCCAUCGGCGCCCGCUGGGGCCUAGGCCUCCGCAGCCGCGCUCCGUCUCCUCAGCCCCGACGCUGCGCCCGCUGUGUGCGCAUUUUUCUCUGGGGAAACUGAGGCCCUGAAUGCGAAAGUCAGCCGAGGUCGCCCCGCCCAGGACAGAGAAGGGCUGGGGGGUCGGCUGAGUCGCGGCAUUCCCGGGCCCCGCUAGGGCUGCAGGCUCCCAGGAUGGCAGACUCGGCGCAGGUGUCUGUGACCUUUGAGGAUGUGGCUGUGACAUUCACCCAGGAGGAGUGGGGACAGUUGGACGCAGCCCAGAGAACCUUGUAUCAGGAGGUGAUGCUGGAGACCUGCGGACUUCUCGUGUCUCUGGGCUGUCCUUUGUUCAAACCAGAGCUGAUCUACCAGUUGGAUCACAGACAGGAGCUAUGGAUGGUUAUAAAAGACCUCUCCCAAAGCUCCUAUCCAGGUGACAACACAAAACCCAAGACCACAGAGCCUACCUUUUCUCACCUGGCCUUGCCUGAGGAAGUCUUACUCCAGGAACGACUGACACAAGGAGCCUCAAAGGACUCCCAAUUAGGGCAAUCCAAGGAUCAGGAUGGGCCAUCUGAAAUGCAGGAAGUCCACUUGAAAAUAGGGACAGGCCCCCAGAUGGGGAAACUCCUGGAGAAAAUGAGUUCUGAAUGUGAUGGUUGGGGGUCAGAUGAUGGUAUAUGUACAAGGAUUACACAAAAACAAGUUUCAACAGAAGAUGAUCUCUAUGAAUGUGAUUCACAUGGCCCAGUUACAGAUUCCUUGAUUCACGAAGAGAAAAAUUCCUAUAAAUGUGAGGAAUGCGGGAAAGUGUUUAAAAAGAAUUCCCUCCUUGUUCAGCAUGAACGGAUUCACACUCAAGUGAAGCCCUAUGAAUGCACAGAGUGUGGGAAAACCUUUAGCAAGAGCACUCAUCUUCUUCAGCACCACAUCAUCCACACUGGGGAGAAGCCCUAUAAGUGCAUGGAGUGUGGGAAGGCCUUCAACCGUAGGUCACACCUCAAGCAGCAUCAACGGAUUCAUACUGGGGAGAAGCCUUAUGAAUGCAGUGAAUGUGAAAAGGCCUUUACCCACUACUCCACUUUUGUCUUGCAUAAAAGGACCCACACUGGAGAAAAACCCUAUGAAUGCAAAGAAUGUGGAAAAGCCUUUAGUGAUAGGGCAGACCUCAUUCGACACUUCAGCAUCCACACUGGAGAGAAACCCUAUGAGUGCGUGGAGUGUGGAAAGGCCUUCAACCGCAGCUCACACCUUACGAGGCACCAACAGAUUCACACUGGAGAGAAACCCUAUGAAUGCAUCCAGUGUGGGAAAGCCUUUUGCCGGAGCGCAAACCUUAUUCGACACUCCAUCAUUCACACUGGAGAGAAGCCGUAUGAAUGCAGUGAGUGUGGAAAGGCUUUUAAUCGUGGCUCAUCCCUCACACAUCAUCAAAGGAUUCAUACUGGGAGAAACCCUACCAUUGUAACAAAUGUGGGAAGACCUUUUAUGACUGCACAGACUUCAGUCAACAUCCACGAACUUUUAUUAGGGAAAGAGUUUUUGAAUAUCACCACUGAAGAAAACCUGUGGUGAAAGGGAACAUCUUGCCAUCUGGCCAUUCACACUGAAGAGAAACUUCAUAAGCAUCCUCUGUUUGAGAAAACCUGUAAUAGAUUAUCAUUUGUCAUCUAAACAAUCAUGUUAGAAAUUGAACCAGCCUGGAGUCUUAUUCUCUAUCUGAGAAUUCACCCAUGAGAGAGACCCAGCGGUUGCUAUGCACUUAGGAAAACCUUCAGUCACAUCUUUCUUCUUAGUUUACAGUGAAAUAUUAUCUCAGGGAUAUUUAAACAAAGGAAGAGGAGAUAUAGGGAAGAGAAAGAAAACACAGCUUCUUUUAGACUUGUCUGACAAGCCUAUGGCAAUUUGUCAUCCUUUUGUUAUUUUAUUUGGGAGAGGGAAAUGUUUCAGAAACAAAAGAUCUCAUCCCCUUUAUUUGUCCCGUGUAUACAUUCACUGCUGCCCAGUGUCAGAACAGUUAGACAAACGAGGGCUUGAAAAUAUUUUGUGAAAGCUUGCUUAGUCCUGCAACAUUCUCCACUCUUGAGGUGCAGGAGCAUACAUCUUUAUAAAAAAUAUGGAGGCUUGAGUUAUGAAACACUUUUAUAAGGAGAUAAGGAUGUACAUAUGUUUGGACACAUUGUCCACUUCAGAUGCAUGUUUAAAAAAACUGUUUCACCGUGUGUCUUUACUCAAUACUACACAUACUUUUUCUUGAUGUGGAUUUACUUUUUUUUUUUUUUUUUUAGUUUUCCUGGGUUAGGGAUGAUAGUGUAAUUGUUCAUGCACAGAGUAAUCCUGGGAAUCUUAGUUUUUUCCUAUGAUUGUGGUUUCUCAACUUCUUUACCUCUCCUUUGAGAGAGGUCCACCUCAGUUUUCUAAAGGUCAAAUUAAGGCCCCCCCAAAAAUACAGUAUGUAGCUGAAUUCCUUUGAAAGAUCAUGAUAAACUCAGAAGAACAAACACAUAGAAAGAAUGCCAUUUUUAAUUUUUUUAAAGAGUGUGUGAAAAUUCACUUUAACAAAUUUUAACAGGCAAGCCGGCAUGCAGAUAUGUAGGGAUGUGUGACUUUCACAGUUGUCACCAUGGACUUAGGCUUGAUUAAAAUGAUAUACAUUUACAGCGUUUUGGAAUUCCUUUUUGAUAAUAUUUUUAAGACGAGAUUUUGAGCCAUGUGAUAGUAUUACCUCAUAUUAAAUAUAUUGUACAGAAGUAAAAAUAAUCAUGUAUUCACUUUGAACUCCUCAAAACCUUAUUUAUUUAUUUACUUACUUAUUUACUUACUUGGUUUAGGAGCAGAGGUUUAAUAGGCAAAAGAAAGAGAAAGGAGACUAGCUCUCUCCUAUGAGAAGAGAGGGGUGUCCGAGUGAGUCUUCCCUCCUCAGAGCCUUUCCUUUUU
Messenger RNA from Nomascus leucogenys (northern white-cheeked gibbon), 3121 nucleotides. Its product is annotated as zinc finger protein 543. The record is from RefSeq and is a predicted model, not a curated record. Gene Ontology annotation, biological process: negative regulation of transcription by RNA polymerase II. NCBI's taxonomy places the organism in Eukaryota, Metazoa, Chordata, Mammalia, Primates, Hylobatidae. Gene Ontology annotation, molecular function: DNA-binding transcription repressor activity, RNA polymerase II-specific.